GUGGGGUUAAAAUGAGAAUACCCACAAAAUGAUUUCAUAAACCCGGUGGCAUCGAUUUCUCUCUUUCUCGCAGACAAAAAAGCAGCGAAGAUGGCUAGUGGUAGUUUGAAGAACAUGUUGAGUGCAGCAAUAAAUCAAGGAGUGGUGGAAGCACGAGCCAGGAUCUUCGGCCACCAACUGAACCCCGCUGGCAAAAAAUCGGCUCACAAGGUUCUCCGCAUGAAGCUCUUCGGUGAGAAAGUCGCUCAGUGGUACCCUCACGACAUCAAGAAAGACGACCCUCUUGUCAUGGCCCGUGAAGAACAAGAACGUCUAUCCAAACUUGAAAUGUUGAAGCGACGAGGAAAAGGACCACCCAAGAAGGGCCAAGGAAGGCGUGCUGCAAAACGCAACAAAUAAAUUAUUCUUUCACCUUUCUCUGGAAUCAUAUUGUAGGUACUCUUUUGAGUUAUAGACAAGUAGUUGUUUAUGUGAUGACACUUUUGAAUUUAACUUUUGUUAUCAGAAUGAUAUAAUCCACUUGUCUUUUUCCCGAGUGUAAACUCUAUGCACUUGAGAGUUGAAACCAUUAGCCUAAUUUGGUUGAGGUCUCUGUCCUAUAUGUGCAAUUAAAUUUUCUGAGAUUGAUUCAGUCUACCUUGGAAGGUGGAAAUCUGGAAUGCAAUAACAAGCUUAUAAAGUAGCCAUUUUCUUAUUGA
Messenger RNA from Cajanus cajan (pigeon pea), 698 nucleotides. Its product is annotated as 37S ribosomal protein S27. The record is from RefSeq and is a predicted model, not a curated record. NCBI's taxonomy places the organism in Eukaryota, Viridiplantae, Streptophyta, Magnoliopsida, Fabales, Fabaceae. Gene Ontology annotation, cellular component: mitochondrion.